AUGGCGUCCCGAUAUAAGGACAAGGACGCCGGCGCUGUGCUCUCGUUCAGCGGCCAAUGGGUCAGCUGGUCGCACACAGCCUUUGCCUACCUUGCAUUUCUGAGCGCUCUCAUCAUUGGCUGCUCUUUGCACUACCACAAGAUUGUUCAGAAUGAGUGGUAUGGCUACCCCCAGGAGUGGUUCCCCUCAGUGUCUGCCACUAUCGGCGACCGUUAUCCCGAGCGCUCCAUCUUCAUGAUCGCGAUCGCCAUCACUUCCGGCCCGCGCUUUGCUCUCGUUGGCCUCUGGUACCUGCUUACCGCGAAGCCGGGCCACACUCUUCCCAAGGCUGUCGCCAUCUCGGGCCUUAUCCGUACCUUGACGUGUGGUGGCUGGACCUAUAUCACGUCGACCGAUGACCACGACUGGCACGACAUCUUGAUGAUCUCAUACAUCAUAUUCACCCUUCCCUGGACGACCGGCUGUAUCCUGCUGAGCCCGCCCAACGCAAAGGCGAUCAAGUACCGCAAGUACAUUGCCGGUGCCUUCUUCGGCACUCUCGUGCCCCUGAUAUACUUCUUCAUCCAGCACAAGGUUCACCGUGUGCCGGGAGCCUACACCAUCUACGCCUUCUUCGAGUGGUCGCUGAUUGUUCUGGACGUCGCCUUCGACGCCGUCACCGCGCUGGACUUUGAUACGUUCGAGCUGGUUGUCAAGGAUGUCAAGGGCAUGAGCAAGGGUUCGAACAACUCGUCUGUGCCCGCUGCCGUGCUCGAGAAGGAAAAGGAGAAGCCCGUCUUCGUCGGCUUUCGCCUGAGCGAUGCCCUCGACAUUGCCGCUGAUGUGUACCAUGGGUUCGUCUUCUGGAGCGUCCUGACCAGCUUGGGUCUGGUCAUUUGGUACUUCCCCCUCUGGCACAUGGGCAUCUCCGGCUACGAGGCCCUUGUCUUGACGACCAUUACCCCCGCCUUCCUUGGUAUCAAGAUGUUUCGUUCACUUGUUGUCCAGAAUCAGCGCUUCUUCCACCUUCUCGCCCUGUCUGGCCUCGCGGCUUAUCUCGUCAAGGACCCUGUCUACAGGCUCUUCACCGUCGGCUUUGGCGUCGCUACCGGCUGCCUUGCCUGGGUCGCUACGCUGCUGGCAGACUCGGCUCAGCCUGCUCGGCUCGAGACGCGCAUUCUGGCCUGGACCAUUGGCCUGAUCAUGUCGUCUGUCGCCAAGUUUGCCUGGCACACGAACAACCCCGUCUGGCCCAUCAUGCACGCGGCCAAUGGAGGCUGGAAUGGCACCGGCCUGGUUUUCGGCAUUCUUGCUGCUCUGCGCUUCACUCGCCGUGCGCCCUUGAGCGGCGGCGAUGCUCCCCAGGAGAAGAACGGCUCGUCCCUGCUCUCUGCCCUGAGCAUUGGCGGCCUGUUUUUCGGUCUGCACUCACUGCUUUCCGACACCAGCACCAUGAUCUCAUGGGUUUGGGACGGCUAUCCGGUCCGCGGCCCUGUCGCUAACGUCCAUGGCUGGUAUACCAUUAUUGCCAUGACCAUUGGCGUUGCUAUUGGUGUUCUCCGGCCUGAUCUUGUCACGUCGUGGACUGCUUAUGGCGUGGCUUGCGUUGGCGCCGCCAUCCUGACCAUCUACCCUCACUGGUUUGGCUACUAUGGCGGCUUGACCCUAGCCAUGUAUUUGAUGGCUGUCGCGUUCCCCUUGAUUAGCAGCGCCGCCAAGAAGAACGUCGCUGUCACCUUCGGCCUCGGCUUCAUGAUCUACAACCUCCUGGUGCUCUUCCAUGUCUGGGUCGUGGCCUAUGCCUUUGUGCCUGGCGGCCCUCUUGUGCGCGAACAUACCGACUGGAUCAUGAUUACCAUGAUGCUGUCCAUCGGCGCCGGUGUUUUCGAUCUCAUCUCUCAACAAGCCCGGUCUGGCCGUAAGACUGUUAAGGCCUCUGAUCGCACGCGCCCCAGUGCCACGGGCCAUCGCCGCUACCAUGCCGGUGUGCUCGGUUUCCUGCACCUCUUCUUCCUCCUCGCCAACGUGCGCCGUUUCCCCUCGAAUGACUACAAGCCUCACCAUGCCAACGACCGUCUCAUCACCGCCGGUAUCUGGACCAUUCACUUUUACCUCGACAACGACAUGUGGUCGUCCGAGUACCGCAUGCGCGACCUGAUCAAAGAGCUUGAGAUCGACGUCAUCGGCCUCCUCGAGUCUGACACCCAGCGCAUCAUCAUGGGCAACCGCGACACUUCCCAAUUCCUGGCCGAAGACCUUGGCAUGUAUGUCGACUACGGUCCGGGCCCGAACAAGCACACCUGGGGUGCCGCCCUCCUCUCCAAGUUCCCCAUCCUCAACUCGACCCACCACCUGCUCCCCUCCCCCGUCGGCGAGCUCGCCCCCGCAAUCCACGCCACGCUCGACGUGUACGGUACCCUGGUCGACGUCUUCGUCUUCCACUCCGGCCAGGAAGAAGACCCUGAAGACCGCCGUCUCCAGUCAGAGUAUAUGGCCAAACUGAUGGGCUCCUCGCCCCGGCCCAGCAUCCUCCUAUCGUAUCUGGUCACUCGCCCGCUCGAGGGCAACUACAACACCUAUGUGUCCCAAACCUCCGGCAUGAAGGACGUCGAUCCGACCGACUGGGACCGCUGGUGCGAGUACAUCCUGUACAAGGGCCUGCGUAGGACGGGAUAUGCCCGCAUCAGCCGGAGUACCAUUACCGAUACGGAACUACAGGUGGCGAAGUUUGUGGUGCCGAGCAACGAGGAGGAGCAAGCCAAGGCUUGGGACGUGUCCGAGGAGUUACGGAUGAGGCGAGUUGAGGAGCACGAGGUGCCAGAGGGUUGGAGGUUCCCGCAGAUGUUUAGGGGUGAGGGUGUUAGGGGACAUCGGUAUCAUGUUUUUGAUGAGCCGAGGUAUUAUAAUUAUUGA
Messenger RNA from Thermochaetoides thermophila DSM 1495, 2892 nucleotides. RefSeq lists its product as uncharacterized. NCBI's taxonomy places the organism in Eukaryota, Fungi, Ascomycota, Sordariomycetes, Sordariales, Chaetomiaceae. Gene Ontology annotation, biological process: fungal-type cell wall organization; GPI anchor biosynthetic process. The record is from RefSeq and is a predicted model, not a curated record. The transcript has 8 exons. Bases 1 to 2892 code for a protein of 963 amino acids. Gene Ontology annotation, cellular component: endoplasmic reticulum.